AUGUCCUUUAUAAUACUAUUUUUGUUGCAUUUGCUGCGCUUUAAUUAUGUUCACUUACUGAUAAGUAGGAAGAGCAUUUACAAUUUUCAAAAUAUGAAUCCCUUAAAUAUACAAAGUUUGAAAGAUGUGAAGGAGAAGGUGAGGUAUGACAAAAACUGCUAUUGUUUAGUAGUUAACAAGUAUAGAGUGAACGAAAUUUUAAAAAAUAAUUAUAUAAAAUUUUGGCUAUUGAAUAUUUAUAAAUUUCCUUCUGUUUUGAAGUUCAACGACUAUAAAGGGUCUUUUUCUAAGGACCAUAACAGGGGCGAAGAUAUUUUGGCCUUCAUUCAGGCGUAUAUGGAAAAUUUACAAAGAAGUAGAGAUGAGGAAGAAGCAAAAAUGCAAGUUGUUCAUCAAGAUAGUACUAAUGGUUUGCCGUUAACUGUUCAUGAGAAUACAACCCAUACUGAUGAAGCAGACCACAGGUUGAUUCCAUUGAAUGAUUAUUUUAACCGAAUAAUUGAAGAAUUGUUUAUAAGCAAAAAUAAUGCAAAAGAUGUAAAUCCUGUUCUUAUUGACUACAUUUCUUUCAAAGAAGGGAAAGCUAAAAAUGGAAAGGAUAAUAGGGAUGAAGUAAAUAACAAUAGGCGUAUCGGAUUUAGUAAGCAUAAUGGGGAAAGUGUACACGAAGGGGAAAAUCAAAAUGUAGAGACCCAUUUUGACAGUGUACUUGAUGAAGAAGAUAGAAAUAUGGAAUAUAUAUAUAAUGCUAACAAGCAAAAAUAUAUACAGGAAUUAUUUAAAUUGGUGGAAAAGGAAAAUAUGAAGUUAAAAAUGGUAACGCUACAUUUUGGGUAUGAAAAUAUGAACACGUCAGAAAUUUUAAGAAAAAUUUUCCCAUCGAUUAAUGAAAUAAUACAUAAAUUUGAAAUUAUAGGACAUAUAGCUCAUUUAAAUUUCUGUGGUAAGUUAGAGAAUUAUAAGAAAAUAAUUGCUCAAGUAAUAUUAGAUAAAAAUAAAUGCAUAAAAACUGUAAUAAACAAAAAAGAUAUGUUAAAUAAUAUACACAGAACAUUUACUAUUGAACUUUUAGCUGGUGAAAAAAACUAUAUUACUCAGUUAAAAGAAAAUAAAAUAAAUGUAAAAAUUAAUUAUGAACUGAUAUACUGGAAUUCAAAAUUAAAAAAAGAAAGAGAUCGCAUAUACAACCUUGUAGAAAAAAAUUCUAUCAUCCUUGAUGUUUUUGGCGGAGUAGGUAUAUUUAGUUUAUUGUUAAGUAAAAAAUGUUGUUUAUGUUUUUCAAAUGAUAUUAACAAACAUGCUUAUAAUUAUAUGAACAUAAAUAUUGAAUUAAAUAAGGCUAGAAAUAUAUUAACAUACAAUUUAGAUGGAAGAGAUUUCCUUAGAAUGGUAUUUCGGCUGAAUAUUUUUUCAAAAAAAAAUUUUCUACUUACCAUGAAUAUAGACGAGCAGAAUAGAAAGAACAUUUCGCAAGAUGUUAUAAACAGCACAGAUCAUGAUAUAUUUGAUAAAAAAAAGAAAAAAAGAAAGAAAGAAGAUGUAAGAAGCCAAAAUUGUGAAAUAGGUGAACCCAACAAUUUAGUGGACACAAAUAAUAGAGGAGGCAGUUACCGUAGUUUAAAAAAUGAGAAAAAAUUUGAUGAACAUAUUGGUUCUAGUAGUACUACCAAAUGUAGUGGUAGCAUCGGCAUGCAUAAAUGUAUCGUACACAAGGAAAAUUAUCAUACAGAGGAAAUUCCUGUUCUUAACUCUUCCAAAAAUGACAAUUAUAAAAGAAUAAAGAAUGCAACUGCUUCAGAAGUAAGUAAUGAUAUGUGCAUUGAUGUUCAAAAGAAAAAGCAAGUUAAUGAUAUUAUCGAUAGUAGUAGUGAAUGCAGUACCAGCUCCGCUUUCGUACUAGGUAAUAAAAAUGAUACAACAGUUAGUGAAGAAGAAUCAUACCGAGUUGACAUAAACCUAAGCAUUUAUAAAGACAUUCACAUAUUAAUGAAUCUGCCACAAACAGCUUUAGAAUUUCUUGAUGUUUUUAAAAAUUUAAAAAAGGAAAAGGAGAAGGAUCAAGUGAGGAAUAUAUAUAUUCAUUGCUACUACUUUUCCAAGCCAGAAUUUUUUUACGAACAUGCGGAGAAAAAUAUACUUUUGCACUUUCAGGCGCUUCCCCAUGAGAUGAAAAUUACUGAGAUCAGGAAAGUAUCUCCCGGCAAACUCAUGUACGUGGUAGAAUUCAACUUAAAGAAUUUACUUACAAAUUAA
Plasmodium malariae is the source of this 2253-nucleotide messenger RNA. Its product is annotated as met-10+ like protein, putative. The record is from RefSeq and is a predicted model, not a curated record. Gene Ontology annotation, cellular component: cytoplasm. Bases 1 to 2253 code for a protein of 750 amino acids. Lineage: Eukaryota; Apicomplexa; Aconoidasida; Haemosporida; Plasmodiidae. Gene Ontology annotation, biological process: tRNA N1-guanine methylation. The transcript has 2 exons.